Epinephelus lanceolatus (giant grouper) is the source of this 2027-nucleotide messenger RNA. It is a transcript of the gene nasp, whose product is annotated as nuclear autoantigenic sperm protein (histone-binding). Gene Ontology annotation, biological process: DNA replication-dependent chromatin assembly; CENP-A containing chromatin assembly. The record is from RefSeq and is a predicted model, not a curated record. NCBI's taxonomy places the organism in Eukaryota, Metazoa, Chordata, Actinopteri, Perciformes, Serranidae. Gene Ontology annotation, cellular component: nucleoplasm. Gene Ontology annotation, molecular function: histone binding.
AAUCUCCCGCGUUCCAACUUAAGCGGAAAUAGAAAGCCCUCUUUUCUCUAUUUAAGCGCGCCAACAAAGACCAAUACAGGAGCUCUUUCUGUACUUCUCUCACUGGACACCACACCGCCAGUUUCUUCUCUGUCCAACACUUCCUGUCGUCCUUAAAAAUGCCAGAGGAAAUGUCCGCCGCGUCGAGCUCUGGGAGUGCGGAGGAGAAGCCGUGCUCCUCAUCAGCAGCAGCUGCCGCAGACAGCUCUGUUGACGUCGCGGAGGAGGCAAAGAAGCUGAUUGGCACAGGGAACAGGCAUCUAGUGAUGGGAGAUGUUGUUUCUGCUGUCAGUGUUUUCCAGGACGCCUGUAGCAUGCUGGCUUCAAAAUAUGGAGACACUGCAUAUGAGUGUGGUGAGGCCUUCUUCCUGUGUGGGAAAUCUCUACUGGAGCUUGCCAGGAUGGAGAACAGUGUCCUUGGUAAUGCCCUGGAGGGUGUUCCAGAAGAAUCUGAGGAAGAGGAGCAGCCCAAUGGCUCAAAUAUCGAGAGUGCCAACAAUCUUGAUGAAAAAACUAGAGAUGAGCUACGAAAGCAGGUGUAUGAUGCAAUGGCAGAGAAGGAAAAGACUGAGGCAGUUGGCGCCAAGUUGGAGUCUGUGGAUGGAAAGGGCAACACUGAGGUGAAAGAGGAAAAUGGUGUGGUCAAGUCAGCAGGCACACAUGAUAAUGGAUCAGAGGAACCCUCAAGUUCCCCUGUGAAUGAGAAUGAAGUCCAGAAAGCUCAAGUAAAUGGAGUUGAGAAGAGCCCAGGUGUUCCUGUGAAUGGUGCAGCAGAAAGUCCCACUGCGUCCCCAGGAAAAGAACCUGGGAUGAAGGAAGAAGAUUUGAAAGAGCAGAAUGGUGUGAAGGCAAAGCCAGAGGAAGGAAAAGAUGAAGAAUCCAAGACGGAUGAUGAGGAGCCAGAGGAUGAUGACGAUGAUGAUUAUGACGAUGAUGAGGAUGGAGAGCAAAAUGGACAGGAUAAGGAAGAGGAUGAAGUUGGGAACUUGCAGUUGGCGUGGGAGAUGCUGGAGGUGGCUAAAGUCAUCUACAAAAGAAAGGAAGGCAAAGAUGACCAGCUGAUGGCAGCCCAGGCAUACCUGAAACUUGGAGAAGUCAGUGCUGAAUCAGGUAAUUAUCCCCAGGCGCUAGAAGACUUCCAGGAGUGUCUUGCCCUGCAGCUGAAGCACUUGCCUCCCCACAGUCGUCUGCUGGCUGAGACCCACUACCACGUUGCCACUACACUGUGCUACAUGGAUCAGUACAGCCAGGCCAUCCAGCACUACAACAGCUCCAUAAAAGUCAUUGAGACGCGUCUGGCCAUGUUACAGGAGGUGAUAGACGCAGCAGACGGGGCAGCAGAAGAGAAGAAUGAGCUGGACGAGCUGAAGCAGCUUCUGCCCGACAUCAGGGAAAAGGUUGAAGAUGCCAAGGAAAGCCAGAGAACAGCAAGCGCUGCCUCACAGGCCAUCCAACAGACACUAGGCGGAGCCUCAACCUCAUCAGCAUUCCUAUGUGAAAACGGCGGCCCUUCAUCAUCAUCAUCAUCAUCAGCAUUUGCCACAGCCAGCCAGAUCCCAGUUAAAUCAUCUGACAGCGCCUCUUCUUCCAAAGCAGUCUCGAACAUCUCACAUCUCGUCAGGAAAAAGAGGAAACCAGAGGACGAGAGCCCAGUAAAGGACACUGAUGCUAAACAAGCGAAACAGGAAGCCACAGUUAAUGGCAGCGCUGACUCUAGUGCCAGCAACGGCAAUGGAGUCCAGGAGGGAAAAUCACAGGAGUCUGCCAGCCAGUCGGCCCCCGUCGGGUCUUCAGCAUGACCAUCCUCGUCUCUUUCCUGAUCUUCAAAACCAGCACAGCAUGCCUGUCCAGCCCCUUUCCACUUUCAACACUUUUUGUUUUGUUUUUUGUUUCUGUAAAUAAGAUCCAUUUUCAUAGAUUUGUCUGUCCAGUUUUUUUUGUAUACUUGUAGUAAAAAAUUAAUAAUAAAAAAAAAUUUGCAGCUGUAA